This is a messenger RNA of Helianthus annuus (common sunflower), 1462 nucleotides long. RefSeq names its product protein CUP-SHAPED COTYLEDON 2. Gene Ontology annotation, molecular function: DNA binding. NCBI's taxonomy places the organism in Eukaryota, Viridiplantae, Streptophyta, Magnoliopsida, Asterales, Asteraceae. The record is from RefSeq and is a predicted model, not a curated record. The transcript has 3 exons. The coding region runs from base 250 to 1272 and encodes 340 amino acids. Gene Ontology annotation, biological process: regulation of DNA-templated transcription.
UCACACUUACACACUUUCUCUCUAAACCCAUAUGGAUAUGAUAAGAGCCACGGCAGAGUUGCAGACACGAAAAAAGAACCCUAACUUACUUUUUUAUAUUUUUUAACUUUUCAAUGAUAUACGGUACAAAUAUUAAUGUCUUGAUUCUGUGAGAACACCACCCCAACUCCACCCCCUAUAUAUACACACACUACAUUUACACUACAUUCCACAUCUCCUCACUUUGUUACAAACCCUAAAAACCCUAGUAUGGAGUUUUUCAACCAGCAUUUUGAUCACAACAACGAGGCUUGUUUACCACCUGGUUUCCGGUUUCAUCCCACCGAUGAAGAACUCAUCACUUGCUACCUUUUAAGAAAGGUGCUCGACCGGAGUUUCACCGGUCGAGCAUUCGCUGAUGUUGAUCUCAACAAAUGUGAACCGUGGGAGCUUCCACAAAGAGCAAAGAUGGGGGAGAAAGAGUGGUACUUCUUUAGUCUACGGGACCGGAAGUACCCGACCGGGUUGAGGACGAACCGGGCAACGGAGGCGGGUUACUGGAAAGCGACUGGAAAAGACCGGGAGAUCUACAGUUCAAAGACGUCAGCACUUGUGGGGAUGAAGAAAACCCUAGUGUUUUACCGAGGUAGGGCACCAAAAGGGGAAAAAAGUAAUUGGGUGAUGCAUGAGUAUAGGCUUGAAGGCAAAUUUGCUUACCAUUUCCUGUCUAAAAGCUCCAAGGAUGAAUGGGUGAUAUCCCGGGUUUUUAAGAAAAGUGGCGCCGGAGCUAUUAGCAGCACCUCUGGCGGCACAGGAAAAAAAUGGUUUACCGAAGGUGUAAACUACGGAAAAGAAGCGAGCUCGUCAUCGACGGUGUCGGGAUCACUCCCACCGCUUCUCGACUCCUCUCUUUACACCUCGGCAACCUCGGCGUACACCAGCGCCCCCGAACACGAAAGCUUCUCCUACGACAGCAACGCCGCCUCAAAAGAGCACGUGCCCUGUUUCUCCACAGCCUCAACCACCAAUUUCACCGGCUCACAAACCCUCUUUGACUUCCCGCCGCCGGAGCCGCUGACGUCAGCAUUCGAGCCAAAGAACACGUGCUUGUCAGCAUUCCCUAGCUUGAGGACAUUGCAAGAGAAUCUUCAGCUGCCGUUCUUUUACUCCGCUGUGGCUCACGGUGGUGGCGGAGAGACAAGUAACAAUGUGACUGGUUCUUCCGGCGAGAAUUGGGUGGCGGAUAAGCAGAAGCCGGGGCCCACGGAGCUGGACUGUAUCUGGAGUUUCUGAUCAGAGACGGCGGCUUUAAAUGUUGUUUUGUGUUGUGUUUUCGUUAUGAAGUGUGGUAGGAAGGAAGCUAUUAUGUUAUGUGUGUCGUACGUUGGUUAUUAUGUUCUUGUGUUGUGUUACCAUUGUACCUGCUAUCAAAUGUUUUUUUAAGGUUAGUUGUUAUUUAUGAUCAUGAUUAUUAAUAGUACAA